GCAACGGUGUCGUUCUCUUCUUCUUCGCUUAGUUCGGUUCGUGCUUUUUGGGGGGGCAAAACGCGUUUCAGCUGUUGCCGUUUUCUGCAAAUUCAGAUAGGGUUUCGCUUGAGCUUUGAUCUCUCUCCCCAUCUCGCCGUUCCUUUCUUUGGAUUCUUAUAUCGAAUUGCUGCAUCUGAAUUCUCGGUUUCGAAGGGAGUAGAAGUAAGGGCUUUUUUUGAGUUUCGUUGAGCGCGCUGCUGGUGCUGUUUUCAGUUACUGGCUGUUUAAUUAAUUUUCAUGACAGUAAUUCCCGUUUACCUCGUAUCUGGGAGGCUAAUUUUGUAGUAGGGUUCAAAGAAAUGAAGAGUACCAUAUUGAAUUUUAGUUGUUUUAUUUUCUUCUGUUAUGGGCAUCUCUGAACAGUUAUCCUGAACUGCACCACGCCGUUAGGGUUGGUGGGACAAGCUGAUUUGGUGAUUUUCUUCCAUGGUUGGCACUGGAUGUGGACAUAACUUGAAGCUUUUGGUUAAUUAAAUCAUUGAGCAUUGUUAUGGCCAAGAGUAGGCUUUCUGGUGGUUAUUUUGGCAAUGCACUAGAUACUGCUGGUGAAUCAGAGGGAUCUGGUACCUCAGGAAGAAUGGACACCGAAAUUACUGUUUCGGAGGACUCUAGUAUCCCCACCAGGAAAUGUAUUAGUUUGAAUUCAAGCCGCCGUGACCGAAUUGGUGUUCCCAUGCAAGUUCUCCCCUUGUCAAAUUUGUCACCUUUUCAAAGAAAAGAUCUGGUAAGUCGGUUAAGAUCCGAGCUUGAACAGAUUCGGUUGGUUCAAAAGAAAGUUGAACUACAAAGAACGAAUGGUGUUACAUUGUCGUCCUCCAGUGAUAUUCUUAGCUGUAGUAAUGGCAAUAAUGGGCAUCGAGUGGAGAAUUCGAGAAAACCAUCCAUAUCCAAUUCUGUCCCAGAGAAUAAAUUGAAACCAUUAGGUAAGAGUCAAAAACCUCGUGGAUGGAACCGUGGCACUUCUGGAAAAUUUGAGUCUGCAACAAGGACUUCUUCACCAAGCACUGUGAAUACUUUGUUGAUGAAAGAUUGUGACUCACUCUUGAAAAGAUUGAUGAAUCACCAGUAUGCUUGGGUUUUCAAUACCCCUGUAGAUGUGGUGAAGUUGAAUCUUCAUGACUAUUUCAGUAUCAUUAAGCAUCCUAUGGAUUUGGGUACAAUAAAAAACAAGAUAGUUGCAGGAGCAUACACAGGCCCAUUGGAAUUUGUUCAUGAUGUGAGGCUUACAUUUUCAAAUGCAAUGACCUAUAAUCCACGCGGGAAUGAUGUCCAUUUAAUGGCUGAUACCCUUAGCAAAUAUUUUGAAGUGAGAUGGAAAACAAUUGACAAGAAACUGCCAAGAACUGAUGUUCUACCUUUGCCUGCGAAGCCAGAUACUUGUGAAGAUGUGGAAAGUACUAGACCAAUGCCUCCUUCAAAAAAGAGGAAAUUUGCCUUAUUGCCACCACAACCGGAAGUUAUGCUACCUGCUAAGAAGGUUAUGUCGGAUCAAGAGAAGCUUAAUCUAGGCAGAGAAUUGGAGUCUUUAAUGGGAGAAAUGCCUGUCCAUAUCAUUGAUUUCUUAAAAGAACAUAGUUCAAAUGGUAGGGAAUGCGGAGAGGAUGAGAUUGAGAUUGAUAUUGAUGAUCUCAGUGAUGAUACACUGUUCACAUUGCGAAAGCUUUUGGAUGAUUUUUUGCAAGAGAAGCAAAAGAACAAAGCAAAAGUUGAAGCGUGUGAAAUAGAGGUGUUGAAUGAUUCUGGACCAAGCAAUUCCUCAUUGCAACCAUUUAAAGGUAAUGAUCCAGCUGAUGAAGAGGUUGACAUUGGUGGAAAUGAGCCCCCUGUCUCAAGCUAUCCUCAUGUGCAGAUUGAAAAGGAUACAACUUCCAGAAUAAACAAAUGUCUCAGUCCAGGCAGCUCCAACGAUAAGGACUCUAGUAGUUCUUCUGAUAGUGAAUCUGAUGAUGUUAAAGCAAGUCCAGCAAAUGUAGCAAAGGUACCUGAAAAUCUGAGUUCUGAAGCUCAGUUAGAUGAAAAGACCAGGGCAGCUGAUACUCUUGAAAGAAAUCAAUCUGUUAGUGGCUUAGAUCAACUCGAGGAUAACUGUAAGCAUAAGCCAGGUUCUUUUGACUCUGAUUGCCAUCAAGAUGGGGACAGUGGUCCAACUGAGAGACAGGUCUCCCCUGGUAAACUUUAUCGAGCUGCAUUAUUGAAGAAUCGAUUUGCUGAUACUAUCUUGAAAGCUCGAGAAAAGACACUCACACAAGUUGAGAAGGGAGAUCCUGAGAAAUUGCGCCGGGAAAGGGAGAAACUGGAGAUGGAGCAAAGGAAAGAAAAGGCAAGGCUACAAGCAGAAGCAAAGGCUGCUGAAGAUGCUCGAAAGCGGGCAGAAGCAGAAGCUGCUGCAGAGGCCAGACGAAAGAGGGAGCUUGAGAGAGAAGCUGCACGACAAGCAUUGCUACAGAUGGAAAAGACUGUUGAAAUCAAUGAGAAUUCUCGAUUUCUCGAAGAUUUGGAAAUGCUUAGAGCUGUACCUGCUGAGCAAUUGCCAAGCUCUGUAGAUGAGACUAGUCCUGAUCAUUCUCAGGAUGGCCUGGGUAGUUUCAAAUUUGGGAGUAGCAAUCCCUUGGAACAACUGGGAUUAUACAUGAAAGUUGACGAUGAAGAGGACGAAGGAGAGCCACCCUGUGUUCCAAAUCCUGUAAAUGAUGUAGAAGAGGGAGAGAUUGAUUAAGCAAUGCACAUUUUGGAUGAUCAAUCAGAGGAGCAAAAUACAAUUAAUUAUCUUGAUCACGAGAAAAUUUCCCAAGCAUUUUAGUUCCCAUAAUGCGUUGAUACAUCAUGAAUACUGAAUAGGACGGAGCAUAUUUUCUUGUGGCUGCAUGACAAGUUGGCAACAUAGGAUCGGUUUGAACAGAAACCAAGGUACAUCAACCUUGUUUUUCCAAUACGCUAGUGGUUAUAGCAUCGCGUCCCUUCGUCUAGAUUAAGUUGUACAGAAGAUAGGUGAAGUAGUCUUUGAAUCUGUGAACGUUGAAGUAGGUCCAUUUUCUAAAUACUCGUGCUUGUAUUUGCGUUUGGCUAUUUUCUCUUACUAUUAGAAUUUUGUUUAAAUUUUAAAGUCUGUUCCAUCUUCAGAACGCUAUAACCGUAAU
Messenger RNA from Gastrolobium bilobum, 3179 nucleotides. RefSeq names its product transcription factor GTE8-like. Lineage: Eukaryota; Viridiplantae; Streptophyta; Magnoliopsida; Fabales; Fabaceae. The coding region runs from base 533 to 2758 and encodes 741 amino acids. The transcript is spliced from 11 exons. The record is from RefSeq and is a predicted model, not a curated record. Gene Ontology annotation, molecular function: protein binding.